Paramecium tetraurelia is the source of this 1143-nucleotide messenger RNA. RefSeq lists its product as uncharacterized. Gene Ontology annotation, biological process: protein transport. The transcript has 4 exons. Lineage: Eukaryota; Ciliophora; Oligohymenophorea; Peniculida; Parameciidae. The record is from RefSeq and is a predicted model, not a curated record. Gene Ontology annotation, cellular component: cytoplasm.
AUGAAUAGGAAUGUUUUGUUUAAGUUUUUCGAUCCAGUUACUUUAGCAGGUGAUCAAAUUCGAGGAGAAUGCUUCAUCAGGAUUACUGAGGAAAUCCCGAAGGCUUAAAUCGUUUUGACCUUUUAAACCAAGAUGUAUUCGAAGAUCAUUGAAAAACGAUAGAUACCAUAUGAUCAAAGCAAUCCUUAGAUGAUUCCUGAGAAACUUGUAGAGAAAACUCAGAGAAUCUAAGUCACUAUGGAUUCUCCUCUCAGAUAACCCAAACAAACUCAAAAGAAAUAUGAGUUAAAUGGUGAAAUUAUGUAUAGAGUGAUUAGAAAUUAUGGAACUCUAGAAUCUUUUGUUUACACUUAGGAGUUAUAUACUGGACAAGUGAAACCUGGAGAUUAUAAGUUUUAAUUUAGCAUUCCAACCUAAUAUAAUAUGUCUUCGAGUUUCUCAUACAAAAGCGAGGAUGGAUUGAAAUAAGCAAAAUGUGGAUAUAAAGUGACAUUGAGAAUAGAUUUACCUGAUGAGGCUCGAACUUUAAUGAUGGAGAGUACGGAUGUCUUUAUUAAUGGAAGAGUAACCUCGGAAGGUGAGCAAUUUAGGCAAUGCGAAGGCAAUAUAGUUUAAUAUUUAUGUUUGAAUCGAGGAACUGUAGAACUUUCUUUGAAAUUAAACAAAAAUAAUUUCAUUCCAGGAGAGCAAAUGCAAAUAGAAUACACAUUAGACAAUACUCGUUCACAAAGAUCAAUCAGCAGAGUAGAAGCCAGAUUGAUCAAUAAACUCACUUUUAUUGAUGAUGAUGAAAUCGAAAGGGUUGUUGAAAAUGUUAAAGUAUUCCAAUAGAAUCUAGGAGGAGUCAAUUCUGGAUAAAAAUUGGAACGACAAAAUGCUUCCCUAGAAAUCCCCAAAAGUCUCAGAGCGACUAUCAAAACUAGUGUAAUCAGAAAUUAAUACUUUCUCUAAAUGGAAGCUAUUGCUGAUGCCUUCUUAACUUGGUUGUCAGUCCCAGUAGUUUGCCAAAUCCCUAUUAAUAUUCAGGAAUCACAAUUACCUCAUAAGAUUAAUCUGGAAGGUUGGAAUUUCUUGCCCAUCAUGAAUGUCUCAGUCAAUGCAUUUUCCAAUCUAACUGUUCAAUAGUCAUUUGUACCAACAUGA